Molecule: messenger RNA, 2282 nt
Organism: Nothobranchius furzeri (turquoise killifish)
Lineage: Eukaryota; Metazoa; Chordata; Actinopteri; Cyprinodontiformes; Nothobranchiidae
Source: RefSeq, a predicted model, not a curated record
CUGUUUUCAACAUAAAAAAGGAAAACUUUAAACAAACUUUUUUUUGUUUUUCGAUUGUGUAUUUCAAGAUGAAACGUUUAAAUCAGAAAAUAAGGGGAAAUAGUUCAUUUUCUGCCUUAAAUUUACCUUUUUCGCUGUGACCCGGAAGUUUACCUGCAAAAAUACAAGCGAAGAAGAACACGAGAAGGAAAAACAGUUGUGUUAGCAGAAGACAUCGGUUUUCAUGCAUGUGGAUAAAUAAAAUCUGGAUUAAUCCACAACUUGUACAAUAAUGGCGUUGCACGAGUUUGCUGAUUUUAUCAAAGCAAAAAGGAUAACUGGAAUGUCAUGUGGCAACAUCGCUGCUGCUUUAUGCCAUGAGUUUGGAACGGCACGGCGGGGAUUUUCUGAGAGAAAUGUGAGGAGGUGGUGCGCUGAACAAGGACUUGUUAAAGAAUUUUGUCCUGACAACCGGCUGGAAAUUGAAAAGGCGCAAAGUAUUUCCGAGGUAUGCAUUUAAUUUAUUUAUGUAGCCUAUAUAGGUUGAUUAUAAAAAUGUGUUGUUGUGAUAUAUACAAUUGCUUAGCCUACCCUAAUUUUUAAUUACACGCAACACUUAAUGUAUAAUUUCAUGUUGAAAGUGAAUAAACCUUUUUCAGACCGGGUCCUCCUUUGGUCGAAAAAUGAUGACCCUAACCCUAACCUGUCUGCUAAGGGGUUGAAAGCUGCGGAGGGCAGAGUGGGAAGAAUCCUGAGAAGCAUUCAUCAACCCUACCACACCAUGAGGCAGCAGGGAGCCCGAAAUCUGAAUCCUGUGUCCUACAAUGCAGAAUACAUGGGUCACAAGCUGCAUGUUGAUCAAAAUGAGAAGCUGGUUAUGUUUGGAGUGACCCAUGUAAUGGCUAUUGAUGGUUUCAGCAAGAAGGUUGAUGGUCAUUCCACUAUGCCGAUAAAAAACAACCUGAUUAUUUAUGAGGAAGUUUACAGAUCUGCAGUGCUUUCUUAUGGACUAUGGGGCCAGAUGAGAGUUGACUGUGGCACAGAGUUUUAUCUUUCCUUAUUCAUCCAGGAAAAGCUGGCAGAACACAGACACAAUCAUGAAAGGCGGCCGUUUGUUCAGACACCUUCUACUCGAAACCAUGUGAUAGAGAGAAUGUGGUCAGAUGUAAAUGCCAGAGUCAACUACCCAUUAAAGACAGCUUUGGUCCAGCUGGUGGACAUGGAGGACCUAGACAUGGUGGACUACACAUCCAAAUAUUGUGUGUCAAACCUAACAUGUCAAAUGGCAGGACUUGGCAUCACAAAUGUCAUCGAGGCAUGGAACGCACACAGGAUCCCAGGGAAAGGAAUACCAAAUGAGCUGGCGAAGGAAGGGUGUCCUGCAAGAGUCCCUGAGGAUCUUCUGCCUGUUGGAGCUGCUGCAGCUGAUCUGUAACAGGAAACUGGAUCUGCUUUGAAAAGGGAAUCCAUUUUUGGAUGUGAUCCAUUUACCUCAGAAGCCUCCAGGCAACGGACUGAAACAGAGUUAGGUUCCCACUUUGACUUAGCUUCACUAUAUCAAAACGUGGUAAACCAUAAUUAUGAACCUUUCCAGGAUGCAGUAAGAUCUCUCAUUGAUACCACCAGAAGAUGUGUGUGAGUUGUAGAGCCUGUGUUACACAUGCUUAGAUCAGGUUAAUAAAACAAUUCUGUUAACAAAAUGUUUAUUAACUGUAAAAGGUGUUACAGAACAAAAUGUUUAAUACAGUUUCAUAUAACUGUUUUAAGUGCAAUAAAAACAUUCAAGUAACUUUGAAAGUGCUUUUAACAUCUCCAGUAGAGGAAUGUAACCUACAACGUGGUUAGACCUUACACCACAACAUUACAUUUUAGAACCACAGAAUAAACUGGUUGUGAUAUGGAAGAACAAGGAGCCAUAAACUUUAGCUUAUUUGUUUUAAGACGGGGAAAACAUUGUUUUAAGCUUUUUGGCAACAUUUUUCCUGAGAAAAUGAAUGACUGUUCCAUCAGUGACUAUUCUGUGUGCACCUCUUUGAAAAAGGCUAAAACGGCACUAAGACCUUUGACCUCAUGUACCUUGAACUCAAAGUCUUCUGCUCUGCAUUUCAGACAGUAGUUUGUGUUCAACAGCCACUGCUCCACACACGUUUGGCAUCCCAGUAGAGACUGACAGCAUGUGGAAAACAUCGGCUUGGACAUCAGACCUAAACGGGAUUGAAUAAACAAAAGCAUUAUUAGAUGCAGUGAAAAUAUUAAAAAUUACUGAAUAUGCAAUACAAUUACUAUUUGUGUUAUACACACUU